AUGUCUGGGACCAAACAAUUCAAGUGUGUGUGUUUGUGUGCAUGUGUGCAUGUGUGUGUAUGUGUGUAUUCAGCCUGUCAGGAGUUUCCGGACUCUGAUCCAGAUGACACCUCAGAGGAGCUGACAGAGGUGGUGUGUCUGGAGUCAGACCUGCAGGAUGGACAGAUGUUGGAGGUUGAAGUGGGACAUCACAGUGUGCUGUUGACACGCAGUGAGGGCAAAUACAGUGCCAUCGGUAACCAGUGUACACACUAUGGCGCCCCACUCAGCAAAGGGUUUAUUUCAGGCAACAGAGUGCGCUGCCCGUGGCACGGCGCCUGUUUCAACGUCCAAACAGGAGAUCUGGAGGAGUUUCCCGGCAUGGACUGUUUACCUUGUCACAAGGUCAAAAUUCAAAACAGCAAAGUCUAUGUGUCUAUAAACAAAAGGACUCUGCGGCAGGAGAAAAGAAUAAAGAAUAUGGGAGCUGCAGUACCAGGAGUCACUCACACUGUUCUCCUGCUGGGAGGAGGGGCUGCGUCGUUGAUCUGCGCUGAGACUCUGCGGCAGGAAAACUUCAGCGGCAGGAUCAUCAUGGUCACCAGAGACGACCUUUUACCUUAUGACAAAACCCGACUCAGCAAGGUAAUGAAUGUCGAGAGCGACAGUAUUCUGCUGAGGAGGAUGGAGUUUUACCAUCAGUACGACAUCGAGGUGUGGCUCAGGAAAGAAGCCCUGUCUGUGGACACAGACAAGAAGACGGUCUCAUUUGAUGACGGCUCAGUCCAGAGCUAUGAUCAGCUCCUCAUCUCAACGGGCUGCAGAGCAAAAGGUCUUGAUCUUCCUGGCAUGAAGCUGGACAACGUCAGGAUGCUGGAGACACCAGAGGACGCCCGGCAAAUCCACUCAGCCUGUCUGGGCUGCAACGUCGUCCUCGUGGGAACCUCUUUUGUUGGCAUGGAAGUCGCAUCUUAUUUGAUAGACAAAGCUUCCAGUAUCACAGUAAUCGGCAGCAGCGAGCUGCCGUACCAGAAUACACUGGGUCCUGAAAUCGGCAGAGUCACCAUGAUGAUGCUGUCGGAGAAAAAUAUAAGAUUCUUCAUGAACGAUAACGUGACAGAGGUCAGAGGUGUGAACGGCAAGGUGAAGGAGGUCACGCUUAAAAGUGGAAAAGUUAUACCAGCUGACGUUUUGAUUGUUGGUAUCGGCAUCAUUCCUAACUCAGAGUUCCUUCGGGGCAGUAAAAUACAGAUGGACUCAAAAAACUUUGUGACAGUCGACAAGUACAUGCGCACCAACAUCCCCGAGGUGUUCUGUGGAGGUGACCUGGCCACCUUCCCCCUGGCGAUGGCCAAAAACCGGCUGGUCAACAUUGGACACUGGCAGAUGGCGCAAGCACAUGGGAGGAUAGCAGCUCUGAACAUGCUGGAUAAACCAACUGAACUCAAUUCAGUUCCUUUCUACUGGACCGUCCUACUGGGUAAAACCAUCCGAUAUGCAGGCUAUGGGGAGGGAUACACUGAAAUUGUAAUGAAAGGAAACUUUGAGGACAGGAGGUUCCUGGCAUUGUACAUCAAGAAUGAUGAGGUCAUAGCGGCAGCAAGCCUAAACUACGACCCUGCGGUGUCUGCGGUAGCUGAGAGGUUCGCAGCAGGAAAAGUCAUCACAAAGAGAGAAGCUCAAUCGGAUACCCUUAGCUGGCUGCAGCUGUCCUGAUCUACGCUUUCCUCCGCUCGUCUGCUUCAGCACAUCAUCAUCAUCAUCAUCCGUACGACGCUGACACUCAGCCAGACCGUGCUUCAUCGGUCUCUUCGUCAACCCGCCGCCCUCACCGAGGACAAAGCGUUUCAGAGACGUUUGAUUCGGUAGAGACAGACUUCACUGAUGGUGUCACGAAGAAAUUUUUACAGUUCAGUGUUUUGGAUGCAGGUUGUGUGGAUUCAAACUGUCCGUCAUACAGUCAGUGUUCAUGUGAGGACGACUCCAACAUGCAAACAACAGAUACCUCAGACGCAUGCAGAUUUUUGGGACUUUUAGCUUCUUUUUAAAUCUUAAUAUUUUUUAUUAUUUUAUUAGAUUUUUUGUUUUAACUUUAUGGCUUUAUGUCUAGGGGGGGGGAGUAUUUCAGUUAACAGUCCAGAGAUGUCACAUUUAAGAUGCCUCAGUAUGUUUCUCUGCUUUCAUAUUUAAAAAGGUGGCGUAAGCUGCCUUUUACUUGGAUGGGGUCGCUGGAAAAAAACACAAGUGACCUUAAUGCCCACUGCGGCUGUGUACGUGGUCUGGUCAGUGAGUGGGAGGGGGGAUUAGGAGAACAGAGGGGGGAGCGUUCAGCCCUUUGAAGCAGAGAUGCUGAAAUAGGCAACGGUGACAAAACACACCAACAGGGAACAAUAGGCCUUUCGACAGACAGCACACACAGGCGGUGUGACAAAAGAAAUGCUGCGUUUUUCUCUCUUUCCCUCCAUCUCUGCUGGUUUAUCACUGUUUUUUUUUUUUUUUUACUUCACACCUCUCUUUCCACCUCGCCGUGUACUUUUAGCUUCACUCUCAGUGCCCUUCCUGUCCACAGUACGCCUCAGUUCACUGUAUCCACCGUUCAACUGGUGCCAGUUAUUAUAUUUUAGGUUUGCAGGCGUCAAUGGCUUAUAUUUUGUACAAAUGUUGUAUGUAAAAGAUUUGAACUUUUUUUUUUUGCCAAACAUGAUGAGACAACUCGUUUUUCUUCCUUGUAAGGAGCAAGUUUAACAUUAUUUAGAUGAUGAUCUGCAUUUAAACUUGAUUCACACUCAUGUUAAUGGGAGUGAGGA
Molecule: messenger RNA, 2786 nt
Organism: Thunnus maccoyii (southern bluefin tuna)
Lineage: Eukaryota; Metazoa; Chordata; Actinopteri; Scombriformes; Scombridae
Product: apoptosis-inducing factor 3
Exons: 19
Coding region: 1-1695 (564 amino acids)
Cellular component (GO): cytoplasm
Molecular function (GO): 2 iron, 2 sulfur cluster binding; flavin adenine dinucleotide binding; oxidoreductase activity, acting on NAD(P)H
Source: RefSeq, a predicted model, not a curated record